AGCGAGCCACUCUCACUCACGUACCCAUCAAAUCAAGAGAAACCGCCUCAAACCUCACCUCACCCUCACCUCAUCACAUCAACGGAAAUACUAUCACAUCCAGACCAGAGGGGGACCAAAUAAGCCGGUGCCACCCAUAUAUAUACCCCCUCCGAUCCCUCCCUCUUCCUCCCCCCAUCCGCUAGCUUCAUCUCCACUAGUCUCAUCCCUCCUUCUCCCUCUCCUCGUUGAACACCGCACUAUCAAAUCACCCAGCUGAAAGCCAAGACCGCGCGCGCCGGCCGGCCGGGCAGGGAUCACCUAGCUAGGAUACGCGCCAUGAUGUCGUCGGCGCCGGAGACGUUCUCGCUGGACCACCUCUCGCAGCAUCAGCAGCAGCAGCCGCCGCCGCUCGCCGAGCAGGAGCAGCUCUGCUACGUGCACUGCAACUUCUGCGACACCAUCCUCGCGGUGGGCGUGCCGUGUAGCAGCCUGUUCAAGACGGUCACCGUGCGGUGCGGCCACUGCGCCAACCUGCUCUCCGUCAACCUCCGCGGCCUCCUGCUCCCGGCCGCCGCCUCCACCGCCAACCAGCUCCCCUUCGGCCAGGCUCUCCUCUCCCCCACCUCACCGCACGGCCUCCUUGAUGAGGUGCCGUCAUUCCAAGCGCCGGCGAGCCUAAUGACCGAACAGGCGAGUCCCAACGUGAGCAGCAUCACGAGCAGCAACAGCAGCUGUGCUAACAACGCGCCGGCGACGUCGAUGGCGUCGGCGGCCAACAAGGCUACCCAGCGAGAGCCGCAGCAGCCGAAGAACGCGCCGUCAGCCAACAGGACUUCAGAGAAGCGGCAGAGGGUUCCCUCGGCAUACAACCGAUUCAUCAAAGAUGAGAUACAACGCAUCAAGGCAAGCAAUCCGGACAUCACCCACAGGGAGGCUUUCAGCGCUGCUGCCAAGAACUGGGCCCAUUUCCCACACAUCCAUUUUGGCCUGAUGCCGGACCAGGGCCUGAAGAAGACCGGCAUACAAAGCCAGGACGGAGCUGGGGAAUGCAUGCUCUUCAAGGACGGUCUCUACGCUGCAGCCGCCGCCGCUGCAGCAGCCACAGCAGCAUCUAGCAUGGGUGUCACUCCAUUCUAACGCCUCAGAUCAAUGCACGAUCUGGCUUAAAAAAAACUUUGUGUCCCACCCUGUAGUUAGGGUCCUGCAUGUCUCGAUCUCCAGAUAUGAUCUCCGGUUGCUUGUUAACUGAAAUGUUCCUCUAUAUAUGGACGAUCAUGGCACCAUAUGCAUGGCAUCUUGGCAUGCAUCGAUCGUAUCUAAGUCCUUAUCUAUGUGUAAUUCUAGUUUUCUCAGUUUCUUCAUGUAUUUUCCCCUUAAUUUUUCCUAUUCCUAUUCGCCUGUACAGAGGCUGCUAGCUGUGCGUGCUGCCUCUUAUAUAUCUUAUGGACAUAACUAGAUCGAUUUGGUUUAAUUACCAGGUGAUCAUUUGAAAUCAAAUCGUCUGAUUCUUUUA
Messenger RNA from Oryza sativa Japonica Group (Japanese rice), 1495 nucleotides. The record is from RefSeq and is a predicted model, not a curated record. Lineage: Eukaryota; Viridiplantae; Streptophyta; Magnoliopsida; Poales; Poaceae.